AUUAAUUUUAACAGGUUUGACUGUUGAUGGCUAUGACCGCUAUGGUUUUAACAAGGACAGAUUGGACCAUAAUGGUUGUAGUUGUGGCUAUGAAGGACCCUUUGUACUUAUAGAUGCUAGACGUCUACAGGAUAUUUUACACCAUCAGACUAGAGAGUUUCUUCUUACUCUGCCUCGUAGCUGCAGUAGACAAGAUAGUGUGAGGCCUGCACUUUGGGAAAACCAAACAUGGAAUAAACAUAGUAAUAAAACUAUUCAUUUCUCUUCAUUUAAGCCAGUGUCAACUCAUCAGUCUGUUUGGUCUAAAAUGUAUUGCUUUGAUGCGGACAUAUUCUUUUCCCACUGCCCUUGCCAAGAACAGACUGUACAACCUUGUGAUGUCACCCCUGAUACCUCUAAGUGUCAGAAUUACAGAGAAGCUGAACGUGUUCUGUCUGUUUGUGACAGCUGCACCUCUCGCUGGCACGUUGAUGGUCAAUUUGUUGAUUGUUCAGAACCGAAAGAUUACUGCAUCCCUAAUCCUUGUCAAAAUGGAGGAACCUGCUUACCUUCCAGAUGGCCUCAGCAGCCUCACUUAGUGAGUUGUCAUUGUGCUCCACAGUUUGAAGGAACAUACUGUGACCAUCCUGCUACCCAGUCUUGCUACUUACCUGUGGAUCCUGGGCAUAAAAACUGUCAAGAUAAUCUGCAAAGAUGGUUCUUCAACAAGCAGACUGGGAAUUGUGAGCCUUUCGUUUAUUCUGGAUGUUUUGGUAAUAGCAACAAUUUUCCAUCUUAUUAUGACUGCAGAGUUUCUUGCAUGAUUGGAGCAUGCUGUUAUCGUACACCACUUCAUCCUGAUCGACUGUACGGCUACGAUGCUGAGGGCUAUGACAGAUAUGGUUAUAAUAGCAAUGGAUUCAAUCGACAAGGAGAGUCACAUACCUUUAAUGAUUAUGAUGGAGGUUCUCAAGGAAUUUAUGAUGAUGAUGGUUUUGAUUAUCAAGGAUAUGAUCAACAAGGUUUUGAUAAAAAUGGAUAUGAUCGCCUUGGUUAUAGUCGUCAUGGCUACCACAAAACUACAGGUUUUAAUAUUACAGGAUAUAACAGUUUUGGAGAUCAUGAUGGGAUUAUUGCUUAUGAUGUAAAAGGCUUUGACAAGGAAGGAUACAAUCGAGCAGGCUUCAAUUGUCAGGGUUAUUCUCGUGAUGGCUGGAAUUAUUAUGGACUCUGUGCUGGUUGGAAGUAUGAAUGCAGGGCCAUGUCCCUUUAUGACUGUCAGAGAAUAGAAACUGAGUAUCCCUAUUUAAAGAGGCAAGUUGUGAAGUUUGCCUUAGGUAGAAAAUGUGAAGAGACUCAAUGUGAAGAACUCUGUGGUUGUAUGUUUUUAGAGCAUUCCUAUGUUUUGGGUGAGAAGUUUAAAAUGGGGUGCACAUCAUGUGAGUGUCAACUAUCUGGAAUAAUACAUUGUUCAUGCCCCCAUCUUCUUGUUAGGAAAGAGAUAAGAGACUUGACCAUAGAGGAGUUGAAGCGAUUUCAAGAGGCUGUGAAGUACCUCCAGACAUCAACAGGAUUUCCAUCUAGGUGGCAUUAUUUCACUUCCUUAUACCACGAUUACAUUGCUCAGGCUCAUGGGGGACCUUUUUUUCUCCCAUGGCACCGAUUCUUUUUAAGACUUGUUGAGAUGGAACUUCAAAAAUUAGAUUGUGAAAUUACAAUUCCUUACUUUGAUUGGACUGUCGAUGUUGGAGCCUUAGAUACAUCAGUUGUUUGGCAGGCAAAUUACUUUGGAGGAAAUGGAAACAUUGAUGAUGGGUACUGUGUAACUUACCAUCCUUUUAAAGAUUCCUUGCAGCCACAUUGGAUGCCUUGCCUCCAAAGAAACUUCAACUUGUCUGUACACUUACCUGAUGCAGUAAACCUACAAUUGAUUCUGAAUGAAGAAUCAUAUGACAACUUCAGAAUUAAGUUAGAAUCUAUUAGCAGCCUUUUUCAUCUUUUUGUGGGGGGCCAAAUGGCCUCCCCAGAUAGUGCUUAUGAUCCAAUCUUUCUGGUACAUAUUGCUUUUGUGGACAAAUUGUGGGAUAAUUGGCAGCACCAAAAGAAAACUUCUAUUCCUCAAUUUCCACCAGAACUUCGAUAUGUUCCAAUGAUGCCUUUUGAUGUCACUCCUGAUGAUGUACUUGUAAGUCACCAGCAACUUUGUGUGACUUAUUUACUGCCAACAGAAGGUACUCCUUGUAACGCUAGUACAAUUGUGUCUCAUGAACAAGAAAAUAGAGACUUUGAUCUUAAUGGUUUUGACAGGAAUGGCUAUGACAGAAAUGGUUAUGACAGCAUGGGUUGGAACUUUAAUGGAUUCAGUAAAGAUUUCUUUAACAGAGAUGGUUUUGAUCAUAAUGGAUAUGACCUUUCAGGCUAUAACCGUUAUGGAUUUGAUAGAAGUGGCUGUAAAGACACUGGAUUUUGCAUUAAAGUUGGAAUAGAAAUCCAACCUGAUAGCCUACCUGGUGGUUUUGACAGUAAUGGCUACAAUCGCUUUGGCUUCAAUGUUUUUGGUUAUGAUAGAAGAGGCUAUGACAUCUAUGGGUUUGACAGCAAAGGCCUUGAUGAAAAUCACUGCAGUUAUGGGCAUGAAGGUCCAUUUUAUCCUCACUUCAAACACUGGGUAGAGGAACAAUUAUCACUAGUUCCUAUUGAGAAACUUCCAACAAUUGAAAGAAUUUGUCCCCAGAUGUCCACAGUUCCUAACUGGUGGCUAGAGUUGGUUUGGCUUGUUAGAGAUGGCCAAGUUGAUGUGAUAAGAGAAUUUGAGGUCACAGUAACUCUUCAGCAUCCAGUGGAUACUAAAUAUAUAGGAGAAACUUCUAAUGGAGAAUGGCAGCCACCUAUGCCUGAUGAAAGGUUUUGUUUUAAGCUAAAUUUCUACACUGGUUGUGAUAUGGGAACCAUGCCUUUGCUCUGUACUCAUGACAAAUGUACAAAUGCCUCCUGUCCUGGAUUUCCUGAUGCUCACUGUCAACCUAAAGGAUGUGAUGUGUGUGAAGCAACAUUUGUGGAUGGAUCAUCAGGAGAAACUGUGGAGUGUUUGAAUCAAAAAUGCCAGGACAAAAAUGGAACUUUCCGAGAAGAUGGAGAAGUGUGGUACGAAAAUGUUUGCCAAAAAUGCAGAUGUGAGGCAGGUCAAGUAACAUGCAUACAUGUGACAUGCCAGAAAAAUUAUGCCUGUCUUCACCCUAUCAGGAAAGAUGGACAGUGCUGUCCUCUAUGCAAAGGUUGUAUGUAUGAAGGACAAGUAUAUGAAAACAACACGAAGUUUAAUCACCCCCAAGACCCAUGUCUCACAUGCAUAUGUACAAAUGGGACAGUACAGUGUACUAGUACUGUCUGUCCUUUGACAAACUCCUGUGACCCAAAAGACCUUAUAACACCUGUAGGUCAUUGCUGUCCUCUGUGCACUACAUGUGGACCACAUCAACAUGGGUCACAUUGGCAAGAAGAACCUUGUAAAAUAUGUACAUGUAAGGUGGGAAAAGUAGAAUGUGAACAGAUGAGAUGUCCCUCACCAUUCUGUUCUCAUCCUUGGACACCCCCUGGUGGAUGCUGUAAAGAAUGCAGUGGUUGUCUGUUUGAAGGCAAUAUUUACACAGAAGGUGAAAGAUUCAGAUCUUCUUGCAGUGACUGUGAGUGUAAGAGAGGUAAUGUGAAGUGUGAGAGGACAAAAUGCCCACGAGUUCACUGCUCUCAGCCAACAAUUAGACCUGGUGAAUGUUGUCCUGUGUGCGUGGGAGACAGCUGUCAAUAUGAAGGAAGGAUAUAUAGAAAUGGAAGUUUUUUCUCUCCUAAUUUUAACCCAUGCCUGAAUUGCUCAUGCAAGGACAUGAAAGUGAGAUGUCAGCCAAAGACUUGCCCAGAGAAGAACUUGUCAUGUGCUCAUCCAAUAACCUUGCCUGGAGAAUGUUGUCCUGUGAGGUGCCCAAGCUGUAUACAUAAAGAACAGGAACACCAGCAUGGGGAGAAAUGGCCCUCAAUAGAAAAUGAUUGUGAAGUGUGUAAAUGUAUGGAAGGAGUGGUAACGUGCCAUAACCGAGAACCUUGUCAGUCAGAAUGUAUACAUGGAUAUAAGCCUCCUAAAACUUGUUGUUCUCCUUGCAUAGAUUGUGUAUAUGAAAGUCAAGUGGUUCAGAAUGGACAGACAUUCACUCCACCACAUGAUCCUUGCCUCAAGUGUACCUGCAAUCUUGGAAAUAUUGCUUGUUCUAGAUUAAAGAAUACCUGUCCACCUUUGUCCUGUCAAAUCACUGAGAUACCUGAAGGACAGUGCUGUCCAGUUUGUAAAGGUUGUGAGGAUGAAAUGAGACGUCACUUGGAACAUGGAAGACGAUGGAUCCAUCCCAGAGAUAAUUGUCAAGUUUGUACUUGUUUGGAAGGAAAAAUUCGUUGUGAUAGACAAAAGUGUGAUGCUCGCUGUUCUCACCCAAUUAAACGCUCUAAUCGAUGUUGUCCAGAUUGCAAUGGUUGCCAGUUUCAUGGAGUAGUGUACCAUCAUGGAGCAGAAAUCAAAACAGAAAAUCCUUGUACCAAAUGUUAUUGUUAUAAUGGUAAUGUUGGAUGUGAGUCUGUCCGAUGUUCAAAUGUUUCUUGUGGCAGGCCUUAUAUCCCAGCAAGCUCCUGCUGCCCAGUUUGUGAUGACUGCCUCUAUGAUGGAUCUACUUAUAAAGAUGAAGAGAUAUUUUUUCCAUCUUCUGAUCCCUGCUUGAAUUGUACAUGUAAGAAAGGUAUUGUGAAAUGUGAAAACAUUGAAAACCUCUGUAACCCUCAAUGUUCUCAUCCAGCAAAAAGCAAGGAGCAGUGUUGUCGUUUGUGCAAUGACUGUGAGUAUAAACAGAGAAACUAUAUGAAUAAUCAAGAGUUUUUGUCACCAGAUGGAGACCCUUGUGUAGUUUGUCAUUGUAGGGAUGGUUUUAUAACUUGUAUCAGAAAAGAAUGUCCUCCAGUAAUAUGCAAGAACCCCAUUAUGUUACCAGACCAAUGUUGUCCUUCUUGUGCAACUUCCUGUAAUGUUCAUGGAUCACCUAAACAUGAAGGAGAUAUCUGGACAGACCCAGAUGACAAUUGUCAAGACUGUAGAUGUAUUCAUGGACAAGUCCAGUGUCAACUGAGACCUUGUCCAGAAGCUCCUUGUCCACACCCUGCUGCUCCAUAUGGAGAAUGCUGCCCAGUUUGUGAACACUGCCAAUUUACUAGACGUUUAUAUCGCAAUGGUCAGAAGUUUGUUCAUCUUGGGGAUCCCUGUCAGACUUGUAAAUGUCAAAAUGGAGCCGUUACCUGUGUCACUACCGUAUGCCCUCCUCUGAAGUGUUCCAACCCUUCAGUUUCCCCUGAACAAUGCUGUCCUCUUUGUCCUGAAAUUAUUAACUGUCAGCAUAAUGGUGAAACUUAUAAUAUUCAAGAAACCUUCCCAGAUUCAAAGAAUUCGUGCAGGCAGUGUGUCUGUUUAGAUGAUGGUAAUGUUGUCUGCCAUCUUCUUCCUUGUCCAGAUGUCACUUGUCCCAAUCCUUUUCACGGAGAGUGUUGCGAGCAGUGUAAUGGAUGUUCUUAUAGUGGAAAAAAUUUCAGAAAUCAACAAGACUUCACAGAUCCAGAUGAUCCAUGUAGGAAAUGUCACUGUCGGGAUGGCCAUGUGACCUGUAGCCAUGUACAAUGUUCCCUUAUAGAUUGUAAAUCUUUCAUUGAAAUAGAAGAUGAAUGUUGUCCAGUUUGUCAGGACUGCCUGCACAAAAAUCAAAGAUUUUCUGAUGGAGAAAGCUUCACUGACUCUACAGACCCUUGUUUAACUUGUCAGUGUAAGAAUCAACGGGUAGUAUGUUCUAGACAGAUCUGUCCAAAAGAAACAUGUUUACAUCCAUUGAUUACAAAAUGUUGCAAAGAGUGUGUAGAUUGUUUCUUUGAAAAUAGAAAGUUUCCCAACAGGCUGUCAUUCCAAAGGCCCUCUGAUCCUUGUCAGACCUGCAUGUGUGAGAAUGGAACUGUAAGUUGUAAGUCCAAAAUCUGUGAAGAACUUGAAUGUACUCACCCCUUCCAAGGUCGUUGUUGUCGAGAGUGUGGCUCUGACUGUAAAUUUAGAAAUCAAAGGUAUAACAAUUGGCAAGUAUUUCCAGAUCCAUUUCAUCCAUGCCUUGAAUGUGAAUGUAAACUGGGUAAUGUCACAUGUAGAGAUAAACCCUGUCCUUCUGCACACUGUGACCACCCUUUGAAACGUCACUGUUGUGAAGAGUGUGAAGAUUGUUUUUACCUUAACCGAGCUAUAUCCAAUGGCCAGACAUUCCGAGAUCCAUCAAAUGUAUGUAAUCAGUGCACUUGUGAGGAUGGAAACAUUUAUUGUAAGAAACAUCCAUGCCAACCAGUUUCAUGUCAGCAUCCAGUUUCAAAUGGAUGUUGUCUUGUAUGUAAUAAAGGGUGUUUUUUUGAAGGAAAGAAGUAUGUAGAUGGAGUAAAAUUUGAAAAUCCUCAUAAUACAUGUCAACAGUGUUUGUGUUUGAAAGGAACCGUGAAGUGUUCUGCUAAACCUUGUCCACCAGUAAGGUGCAUUAGUCCUAAACAGGGAGAGUGUUGUCCAGAGUGUCAUGGUGCUUGCAUGUAUGGUAACCAACAAAAGGAAAAUGGUACUACCUUUCCGCAUGUUACAGACAGUUGUAAGGAAUGUCUCUGCUGGAAUGAGACAGUUGAGUGUCAUAGAAAAGCUUGCCCUUUUGUAGCAUGUCAGAAUCCUGCUCAUGGCCAUUGCUGUCCAGAGUGCUAUGAUUGUCUGUUUCAUGAACAAAGAUGGUCACAUGGAACAACAUUUGAAGAUCCUCAAACUUCCUGUAGUAAAUGCAGAUGCCAAGCUGGUAAUGUGUCUUGUAAACCAGUGAGAUGUCCACACCUGUCCUGUCCUCUUCAGUUUACCCCACAAGAUGAGUGUUGCCCUGUUUGUGAAGGCCCAUGUGUUUACGAAGGUGUGAAGUAUGGGGAUGGGGAAGAAUUCACAUCUACUCAAAGAUGCCAAAAAUGUUUGUGUGUUAAAGGUAUUGUUCACUGCACAAAGUUAGAAUGUCCUGACUGCUCACACCCUAUAAUUGAUCCUAGUCACUGUUGUCCUCAAUGCUCAGACUGUACAUAUCAUGGAAAGGAGUACAGAGAGGGACAAAAGUUUUUAGAAUACCCUUGUCAAGAAUGUAUUUGUAAGGAUGGCACCGUAACUUGUUCUUCUAUUGUUUGUGAUACACCAGACUGUAUAAACACAGUGGUGCCUGAAGGACAGUGUUGUCCAACCUGUGCAGGUUGUGUUGUGAAUGGUGUAUCUUACAAGGAUGGAGACCAUUUUAUUAAUCCUAAAAAUACUUGUGAAGAAUGUACUUGUGCGCAAUCUGAAAUAAUUUGUAGCAAGUCAUCCUGUCAGCACUCUUGCUCACAUCCAACACCAUAUUCUUGUUGUCCCAUUUGUGAUUCCUGUUUAUUUGAGAAUACUGAAUAUGAAAAUGGAAAACACUUUGCACCAGAUCUUUGCCGAAAUUGCAUUUGUACAAAUGGAAAUGUUCAUUGUGUGGAAGAAGCCUGCCCAGAGUUAAACUGUGUGUUAAGAAUCAAAGUUCCAGGGCAGUGCUGUGAAGUUUGUCGAGGUUGUGUUUAUGAAGGAAAACAGUAUGAAAAUGGUGUCAGUUGGACAUCAGUAACAAACCCCUGCAUGUCAUGCCAAUGUCAAGGUGGGGUUGUGACCUGUGGAGAACUCCAUUGUAUUGUCCCAUGUGAAAAUCCAGUGCCUGUACCCGGUCAUUGUUGUCCAAUGUGUCCAGAUUGUGAAAUGAAUGGAAAAAGCUACCAGAAUGGAGAGACUUUCACACCCAAUGAAAACCCUUGUGAUAUUUGUUCAUGUGAGGCAGGACAACUUCUCUGUAUUACUCAGCAAUGUCCAUCACUGCUGGACUGUCCACUUGAAGCCAUCAGAUCACCAGGAGAAAGAGAGUGUUGUCCAACUUGUGCAGGUUUUGGAACUAAUUGCACUUUAGAGCAUCUUGAUAUGGUGGUUCAUCCAAGUAGUGACCCCUGCUUUACAUGUACUUGUAAGGAUGACUUCAACUGGCUCUGCUUGCAGGAAACUUGUGAAAGACUUCAAUGUCCACCACAAGAGAUUUAUCAUAAUAAAAAUGAAUGUUGUCCAAAGUGUAAAGUGUGUUUAACAGAUGAAGGAAAGACCUAUCAAACUGGUGAAAAUUGGACAUCUAUAUUAGAUCCAUGUUUAUUAUGUCAGUGUAAUUAUGGAGAUAUAUCUUGUGACUUCAUCAAGUGCUCCAAAGUGACUUGCCUUGAUAGUGAGACUAGACUAGUUCCAGUUGGCAAGUGCUGUGAAGUGUGUGUUCCUGCUCAACGAAUGACAUGUUUUUAUGGAGGCAGAACUUUCCAAGAUUUAGAGAGGUGGAAUCCUGAUGUAUGUACAGAGUGCUACUGUAAGAUGGGCAACAUUUCUUGUCACACACAGAGGUGUCUACCACUGCAGUGUCCAUCAGACCACAUUCCUUCAGUUGAUCCAGGACACUGUUGUCCUAAGUGUAUUCCUCGACCAGCUACCUGUGUGACUUUUGGUGAUCCACACUACCGGACUUUUGAUGGAAUGAUGAUCCAUUUUCAAGGAACUUGCCGUUACAUUAUGGCCUCAGAUUGUGACGAAGGAAACUUUAGAGUUGAAGUCCAGAACAGUGAUCGUGGAAUCCAGGGAGUUUCCUGGACUGAUAGUAUAACAGUGAUUGUGAAGUCUAUAACUGUAAACCUAUGGCAAGGUCCAGUUGUCUCGGUGAACAAUAAAAAUGUAACGCUCCCUUUCUUCCAAGAUCCCAUUCUCUACAUUGAAAAUACAGGGGAGUCAGUUUUGGUUAACACAGAUGUUGGAUUGAAGGUAUUAUGGAAUGGUGACAGUUAUGCAGAAGUUAGUGUGUCAGGGUCCUACCGUGGUAAGAUGUGUGGUUUAUGUGGCAACUUUAAUAACUUCCCACAAGAUGACCUUCGUGUUCCAUCAGGAGAAGUUGUCACCUCAGAAGCAGACUUUGGAAACAACUGGAAGAGCCCAGGUCGUCAGUUAUCCUCAUGUAAAGAUGCAUUUAAUAUUGACCCUUGCAGUGAAGGAGGAUACCAUUCCAGACGAACUGCCAUUUCCAAGUGUUCUGUUUUAAAGGACCACCUGUUCGCUCCAUGCCACAGGGUGAUUCCACCAGAACCAUACUUUGCUGCAUGCAUCUAUGACCUGUGUGCCUGUAGUGAGAAUGACAACUGUUUAUGUGACAUUUUAUCAAGUUAUUCUCAAGAAUGUUCCCAAGCUGGGGUAGUGCUACACUGGCGUUCUUCUGGGCUGUGUGCAAUCAGUUGUCCUUCCGAGAGUGGUCAAGUUUUUGAUGAAUGUGGUCCUGCUUGUCCAAGAACGUGCACAAACAAAGAUGUUCCAUUUGGUGUUUUAGAAGCUCAGUGUUUUAAGCCAUGUGUACCUGGCUGUCAGUGCCUAGCUGAUAAAGUGUUACAUAAUGGGCACUGUAUCCGUCCAGAAGAAUGUCUUAAGAAUAAUCAAUCAUAAAUUGUGAAUCAUUUAGACUUUAAUUAAAGAAUUUCCUUUGUUUGUUUAACAAGAUAAUUGUCUUUAGAAGUUUUGCCUUAUUCCACUGUAAAAAAAAAAAGAAGAAAAGUUUAACAGUGUUUACUGGUAUUUUCAUUAGUUUUAAGAUUAGCACUAGUGCAGUGAUGGCUGAAAGGUUGUACAAAACUAUGAUGUAUAGAUAUAUAUAAGGGCAUAAUGAAAAAUAUCCUGUAAUAUUGUUUUCCAAAUAAGGCAUUUAAAACUUUGAAUAUGUUUCAUGUGUACUGCACAGUACAAUAAUUAUGUUCAGAAUAAUUCUCCCAGUUACAUGGAAUUCUAUGGUGUGGAAAACGAAGAAACAUUUAGACAUCUUUAUUCAAAUUGCCAAGUCCAAUAAAAAUCAUAUAAUUUACAUUUUUAAUUAAUUGCUUAAUGUUGUUUUAUUUUUGAUAUUAUAUUCCUCUUUUUAGUUUUUUUUAUACCCCCUGUACGAUCACUG
Molecule: messenger RNA, 10079 nt
Organism: Limulus polyphemus (Atlantic horseshoe crab)
Lineage: Eukaryota; Metazoa; Arthropoda; Merostomata; Xiphosura; Limulidae
Product: kielin/chordin-like protein
Exons: 54
Coding region: 308-9580 (3090 amino acids)
Molecular function (GO): oxidoreductase activity; serine-type endopeptidase inhibitor activity; protein binding
Source: RefSeq, a predicted model, not a curated record